UAAAAGAGCUGCACCCACCAUGAUCCAUCCUUUGGAGGAUUGAGGACACACACAGGAGGUCUCCUCCUUCUCUCUGCUCUUGUUUCCCUCCUCUCCCAAGCCCAUCCUUGGAACACGGGAUCAUUCCAAGCAAAACCAUGUCAGAAAAUUCCAACGGAUCCUCCAGGACCGGCCCGGAUUACAGGUAUAAAAAGGAUGAGCUGUUUAAAAGGCUGAAGGUGACAACUUUUGCUCAAUUGGUUCUCCAGGUCGCCUCUCUGUCCAAUGAAACCUUAGAAGUGACAAACGAGGAGCUGCACGAGCUGCCAGAUGCCGAUGCUGCGGGUGACGAUGCCUCGGGGACAAACGGCAAAGGGAGCCCUGAGGGGACAGCCAGCCCUGUCCUGUUCCUGAACAGCUCGGGGUGUGGGGAAUCCCAUCGCUCCACACUGCAGAGUGUGAUCAGUGGGGUCGGGGAGCUGGACAUGGAGAAGGAUUCUCCAAAGAAAGAGGACCCCCAGGCCAAGGAGAGGCCUUACCCCGACUGCCCCUUCCUGCUGCUGGACGUGCGCGACCGCGACGCCUACGAGCAGUGCCACAUCGUGGGGGCUUAUUCCUACCCCAUUGCAACGUUGUCCAGAACCAUGAAUCCAUAUACAAAUAAUAUUCUGGAAUAUAAAAACGCCCAUGGCAAAAUCAUCAUCGUCUACGACAACGACGAGCGCUUGGCCAGCCAGGCGGCCACCACCAUGUGUGAGAGGGGCUUUGAGAACCUCUUCAUGUUGUCUGGGGGCCUCAAGGUCCUGGCCCAGAAGAUUCCAGAAGGGUUGAUCACAGGCACACUCCCCGUGUCCUGCCAGGUGCCAGCUCCCACGGGAGGUGCCCGCAGGAGAGCAGCUGCCAGGGUGCCACCCACUCGUGCAGAGAACAAAUGGAGAUUUUCUGCUGAUGAUCUGCAGAAGUUGAGGCAUUACCUGGCUGAGGAGCAGAUUCCUUCAGACACUGCCAGUCGCCUUACCCGGGCUAGUUCAGGCCACGAUUCCAAACUCUCAUCUGUGAGGAGCAACCCCAGCCUCCCCAGCACUGCUGGAUCCCUGAGCAGCCGUUCCCACAGCAGGACCAGCAUCCAGAACAGGCCCUGGAAAUAAAGGAGUGUCCAGGUUUUGGGAAUGCUGGGCAGAGCAGCCCCUUUGUGGUUUUAGGAAUCGGCAGGGAAAAGCAGCCAUGGUGAGAAUUGGCAGCUCGGGUAAAGGCUGGGCAGCUGCAAUGAUGUUUCCUACAAGCAUCACUUGAGGUGCAGGGCAGGACAGAGGUGAGAGAACUGGUUUUGUAGGGGAGGGAGAAAACUGGGACCAGUAGAAACUGUUCCACAAAGUUUUUAGUGCAGCUGAAGGAAUUUGUGUCCGUUACAUUCCCAGGCUGUGCCUGGAGCCGUGAGAGUGAACAGAUCAUCUGUGAGCACAAACUUUGGUGGUUUUAGCAGA
This is a messenger RNA of Sturnus vulgaris (Common starling), 1463 nucleotides long. NCBI's taxonomy places the organism in Eukaryota, Metazoa, Chordata, Aves, Passeriformes, Sturnidae. The record is from RefSeq and is a predicted model, not a curated record.